Prunus avium (sweet cherry) is the source of this 1476-nucleotide messenger RNA. NCBI's taxonomy places the organism in Eukaryota, Viridiplantae, Streptophyta, Magnoliopsida, Rosales, Rosaceae. The record is from RefSeq and is a predicted model, not a curated record.
AUGUGUAGUAUCAAUAUUUCCCUUUUGAUAUUAGCAGCAGCCGGGAUUUCGGUAAUGGCAACAGCCGGUACAACCGCUGCUUCUUCACGUUUUGACUACGCCGAUGCCUUGUCCAAGAGCAUCUUGUUCUUUGAGGGGCAGAGGUCUGGAAGAUUACCACCUUCCCAACGUAUGACUUGGAGGAAAAGUUCUGCCCUACGUGAUGGCUUUGAUGUUCAUAGGGAUCUGGUAGGGGGAUAUUAUGACGCGGGUGACAACGUGAAGUUCAACUUUCCUAUGGCCUUCACAACAACAAUGCUGUCGUGGAGCGUUAUCGAGUUCGGGCAAUUAAUGGGGCCGGAGCUUCAACAUGCUCUGGAAGCCAUAAGAUGGGGGACUGAUUAUUUGCUUAAAGCCACCAGAGUUCCUGAUUCUGUUGUUGGUGCAGUUGGUGACCCAAAUGCCGAUCACAAUUGUUGGCAAAGGCCAGAAGACAUGGACACCCCUCGAACCUCUUAUGUAGUCAAUAAACAAAAGCCCGGUUCAGAAGUUUCGGCUGAAAUUGCAGCUGCACUUGCAGCUUCUUCCAUGGUGUUUAGACACUCAGACAGGGCAUACGCCGCUUUACUUCUAAGAAGAGCUAUGCAGGUGUUUGAAUUUGCAGACAAGUACAGGGGAUCUUACAAUGAUAGUAUUGCGGCAGGAGUCUGCCCUUUCUAUUGUGAUUUCAACGGAUACAUGGAUGAAUUGAUUUGGGGAGCUUCAUGGUUAUACAAGGCAACUAAGGCCCCUAGUUAUUGGAACUACGUCAAAAACAACAUAAACUAUUUGGACAUCACUGAAUUUGGAUGGGAUGCAAAGCAUGCCGGUAUUAACAUACUUGUUUCUCAAUGGGUAAUGAAAGAUCCCCACAAUUCUAAUCCCUUCGUUCCCAAAGCCGAUCAAUUCAUAUGCUCCAUUUUGCCUGAAUCACCUGCCCCCAAAUCGGUCUCAUACUCACGAGGUGGGCUGUUGUUUAAACCUGGAGGAAGUAACUUGCAACAUGCAACGUCCAUAUCAUUUCUUCUUCUAGUUUAUGGUCGCUACAUGAAACUUGCCAACAAGGUUGUCGAUUGUGGCAACAAUGUUCAUGUCACUCCAGCUAGGAUAGUGAGUUUCACCAGAGGACAGGUUGAUUAUAUACUAGGAAGCAACCCAUUGGGCAUGUCAUACAUGGUGGGAUUUGGGCAAAAGUUUCCUAAGAACGUACAUCAUCGUGGUUCCGUGUUGCCCAGCGUGGCUAAGCACCCACAGCACAUCGACUGCCACGUGGGAUACUCCUACUUCAACGGCCACGAUCCUAACCAGAACGUGCUCACUGGCGCUAUCGUGGGAGGGCCUGCUGAGGAUGAUACCUUCAAAGACUCUCGAUUUGAUGCUCCCCAAUCAGAGCCGACCACGUACAUCAAUGCUCCUUUUGUUGGUGUAUUGGCUUUCUUCAAACCUCUACAUCACUAA